AUGAAAAUGCCUGAAGCGGCCCAGAUCAUCUAUACGAAAAUUGAUGAAGCACCGGCCCUGGCCACGCACUCGUUGUUGCCGAUUUUGCAGGCCUAUACAAAGGGGUCUGGCAUUGAACUGGACACCUGGGAUAUUUCGCUUACUGGCCGCAUAGUAGCCAAUUUCCCCGACAGGCUGACGGAAGAGCAAAGGAUUCCCGACUAUCUGACCAUGCUGGGCGAGCUAACCGAGGACCCGGGUGCCAACAUCAUCAAGCUGCCCAAUAUCAGCGCCUCCAUUCCGCAGCUGAAGGGUGCGAUCGCCGAGCUUCAGAGCAAGGGAUACAACAUACCCGACUUUCCCGACACUCCCUCCACCGACGAGGAACGGGAGAUCAGGGCCAGGUUCAACAGGGUGGUUGGCAGCGCAGUGAACCCGGUACUGCGGCAGGGAAACUCAGACCGCCGGUCGGCGAACUCGGUAAAAAGAGCAUGGGAAGAGCAAUCCCCACCGAAUGAUGCAGAACUGGCCGGAUGA
Messenger RNA from Geodia barretti, 516 nucleotides. The record is from the annotation of a GenBank genome assembly. Lineage: Eukaryota; Metazoa; Porifera; Demospongiae; Tetractinellida; Geodiidae.